Molecule: messenger RNA, 1236 nt
Organism: Dipodomys ordii (Ord's kangaroo rat)
Lineage: Eukaryota; Metazoa; Chordata; Mammalia; Rodentia; Heteromyidae
Gene: Mdh2
Product: malate dehydrogenase 2, NAD (mitochondrial)
Exons: 9
Coding region: 77-1093 (338 amino acids)
Biological process (GO): malate metabolic process; tricarboxylic acid cycle
Cellular component (GO): mitochondrion; cytoplasm
Molecular function (GO): L-malate dehydrogenase (NAD+) activity
Source: RefSeq, a predicted model, not a curated record
GCCCGGCUCAGCGUGGAGGUCGUUGGAGUCACCGCCCAGCCGUCCGCUCCUCACCGGCCUCCUGCUCGCUUCGGCCAUGCUGUCCGCCCUCGCCCGGCCAGCCGGCGCCGCUCUGCGCCGCGGCUUCAGCACCUCGGCCCAGAACAAUGCUAAAGUAGCUGUGCUUGGAGCUUCUGGAGGAAUCGGGCAGCCCCUUUCCCUCCUCCUGAAGAACAGCCCCUUAGUGAGCCGCCUGACCCUCUACGACAUCGCUCACACGCCGGGGGUGGCCGCAGACCUGAGCCACAUUGAGACCAGAGCAAAAGUGAAAGGUUUCCUUGGACCUGAGCAGCUGCCAGACUGCCUGAAAGGAUGUGACGUGGUGGUGAUCCCGGCCGGAGUCCCCAGAAAACCCGGCAUGACUCGGGAUGACCUGUUCAACACCAAUGCCACCAUCGUGGCCACCCUGGCUGCUGCCUGUGCCCAGAAUUGCCCUGAAGCCAUGAUCUGCAUCAUUGCCAACCCUGUCAACUCCACCAUCCCAAUUACGGCUGAGGUGUUCAAGAAGCAUGGCGUGUACAACCCUAACAAGAUCUUUGGCGUGACAACCCUGGACAUCGUGCGAGCCAAUACGUUCGUGGCAGAGCUGAAGGGUUUGGAUCCAGCUCGAGUCAGCGUUCCUGUCAUCGGUGGCCAUGCUGGGAAGACCAUCAUCCCCCUCAUCUCCCAGUGUACUCCCAAGGUGGACUUCCCUCAAGACCAGUUGGCGGCACUCACUGGGAGGAUCCAGGAGGCGGGCACAGAGGUGGUGAAGGCCAAAGCAGGGGCAGGCUCUGCCACCCUGUCCAUGGCCUAUGCUGGUGCCCGCUUCGUCUUCUCCCUGGUGGACGCGAUGAAUGGGAAGGAAGGAGUUGUGGAAUGCUCCUUCGUGAAGUCACAGGAGACGGACUGCACCUACUUCUCCACGCCCCUGCUGCUGGGGAAAAAGGGCCUGGAAAAGAACCUGGGCAUCGGCAAGGUGUCCCCAUUUGAGGAGAAGAUGAUCGCCGAGGCCAUUCCUGAGCUGAAAGCCUCCAUCAAGAAGGGGGAGGACUUCGUGAAGAACAUGAAGUGAGCCUGGCACUGGAGACCAGGCGUGGCGCUGCCUCUGUCUUACUGCUUGAUGAUGGCUGUUGUUAGCAUGGCCCUUCCUUCAAGAUUGUGGCUGGUCUGUUGGUUCAACAAUAAAACAGACUGUUGAUUUUCUUUUUCAAGUUA